UUAUAUCUUUGAAACGUUUAUGUAUGACGUGUUUACAUUACACUGCCCAAGAUGUGGUGGUGCUGUUGAAGAGAGAUGUCUGUUGGCGUAAAUUUAAGUCAGUUUGCUAGAAAUAGUUCUGUUUCCUUACCAGUUCCUUCUGAGACGAAGAGACAGUUAGUUGAUGAUGAAGAGAGGAAUGAAGGUCCAUCCAGAAGUGCGAAGGAAAAAAGAGUCCAUCCGCCGUCGUAUGACACUCCGAAAAUUGCUACAUUGACAGAAAAUCAUUCGCAACUAUCUUCUCUGAAGUCUGAAGCAGAUGUGGAAAUCGAUGAGAGUGAUGUGUAUGUUGACUGUGAAGCUGGUGAUAUAAACAGUUGCCAUUCGUACAAAUCCCAGUCCGUCUCUGGGCUUUCUAGAUCAGAGAUUCAGGCACAGAAAUCGAAGAAAAAUGGGCUUACAGCCCUGGAGAAACAAGUGCUUGGUCUGAAGCAACAACAUCCUGGAAUGAUUCUCAUGAUACAAAAUGGAUAUAAGUACCACUUUUAUGAAGAAGAUGCUGAGAUAGCUUCAAAGCUGCUGGAAAUUGCAACAUUUCGUCUUCAUAAUUUCCUGCAGGCAUGCGUACCUGUAGCUCGCCUAAAAUAUUAUGUCUACCAGUUUGUAGAGAAAGGCUAUAAAGUGGGAGUGGUCAACCAGACUGAAACUACUGCACUGAAAGCAGCUGGAGAAAACAGGAAUGCCCCAUUUUCAAGAGAACUAAGCUGUGUUUACAGUCGAGCCACAUUAAUUGGUGAUGAUGUAAAUCCGCAGGCCUUUGAAGGAAACUGUUUGAUGAGAGAGAGAAAGCCUUCAUGCAUUCUUUCUGUGUGUGAGGAUAACACUGGAAAUAAAACAACUAUAGGAAUUGCAACAUUUGAUCCCAGCACUGGUGAAGCUAUAUAUGACUCAUUUGAUGACCUGAAAACAAGAGAAGAACUCGAAAAAAGAUUAGCUCAUCUAAAUCCUGCAGAAAUACUGAGUCAAGAAACAAUCAGCACAAGCACCAAAACUUUAUUAAAACAUAGCGGAGCAUGUCUGGAGCGACUCUCAGAUGAAGAAUAUGAGUUUUCAAAAGCAUUGGCUGUUGUUGCCGUAUUUCUGAGCAGCCCAGAUGACAAACCAAUGGGCUAUUCUGAACCAGUGUUGACUUUGAAUGAAUUAACACCAGUAGUGAUCAGGGCUCUGGGUGCAUUGUGGCAGCAUCUGGCACAAUUUAAACUUCAGAAUGGAAUGAGUGCUGCAAGGUUAACAAGUUUUACAUCACUGGAAAAGCACUUGCAGUUGAGUGCAUCAGCUCUUCAGAAUUUGGAGGUUUUUGCAAGCAGUAGUGGUGAUGAAAGAGGGUCCUUGUUAUCAAUAAUGGAUCAUACACGAACUGCAUUCGGGAAAAGAUUACUGGAACAAUGGCUGUCACAACCUUCCCGUGAUAUUUCAGAACUCCUGAGGCGGCAGGAUGCCGUGCAGGAGUUGAUCAACCCUAACUGCAGAGUUACUCCUCUACUAGGUGACAUUCUGAAAGGCCUUCCAGAUCUAGAUAGAGGACUUACAAAUGUAGCUUAUCACAGAUGCACUACCAACAACUUCUACCGAUUGAUAGAAGCUUUGAGUUUUAUUUAUCAAAGCUUGGAAGUCAUUGCAGUUGUUACAGAAGCCUAUGUUCAAAGUUCUUUAAUAAGGGAACUAAUAAUUGACAUAACUGUACAGCUCAGUGAUGUAAAGGAAAUUAUGAACAUUUUGAACCCUUCAGCAGCCAAGAUUGGUGACAAAACAUCAAUUUUAAAUGAUUAUUCAGAGUUCCCAAAUGUUUUGAGGACCAAGACAGAAAUCAAGGCACUGGAAAAUGAGCUGGAUGAGUUGCGACCAUCCAUUGCAGAAACUUUGGGAGUGCCUUUGUUCUACUAUAUUACAGUUGCUGGUCAAGAAUAUUUGAUACAAGCCAAGAAGGAUGUGCAAGUGCCUCUUGACUGGAUCCUUGUCAAUCAGACAAAGACCUAUCGACGGUACCGUUCCCCACAAGUUAUAUCGAUUUUGAAGCAGUUGUGUCAGCUACGUGAAAAAGUAGAAGCUGAUUGUGAAGAAGCUUGGAGAAAUGUGGUGGACCAGUUUAACAAAGAUUACAUAAGACAUAAAAAAUCUGUUAAAAAUCUUGCAGCCUUAGAUGUAUUGUUAUCAUUUUCAGAAGCUGCCAAGCUCAGUGAUUACUGCAGGCCAAAGCUGAUUGAAUCAGUAGAAUCAGAAAUUCAUAUUAAGAAUGGACGACAUCCUGUUCUAUCAAGAAUUAUGGAAGAAUCUGGACAUUUUAUUCCAAAUGAUUCGUAUCUAAAGAGCUCUGAGCCUAUGGUGCUGUCAGGACCUAACAUGGGAGGCAAAUCUUGUUAUGUUCGCCAGGUUGCACUGUUAGUCAUUAUGGCACACACCGGCUCAUUUAUACCAGCUGAGUAUGCCACUAUCAGCAUUCUUGAUGCCGUUUAUGUGUGGAUGGGUGCAGGAGAUAACAUUUUGCAAAGGAAGAGCACAUUUAUGGUUGAAGCUGAGGGAGCAUCAAAUAUCUUGAACCAAGCAACAACCCAGUCAUUAGUUAUAAUGGAUGAAUUUGGGAGAGGUACAAGUACUUAUGAUGGAGCUGCUCUGGCUGCAGCAGCUUUGAACUACCUCAAAUCCAAGGUUGGCUGUCUACUACUCUUUGUAACACAUUACCCUGAGGUGAUGGAAACUGUACCAGACUACAACUACCACAUGGGAUACCACAUAGUACGUGAAGAUGAAGAAGCUGAAGGAAAGUUAAUAUUCCUGUACACUGUUAUGAAAGGAGGAGCAAGCAGCAGCUAUGGCUUAAAUGUUGCCCGCAUGGCUGGUAUUCCAGGACCCAUAAUAAAAGUAGCAAAAGAUUUUGCUGAGAGAGUAAGAGCUCAAAGAAUCAUCAAAAGAGAGAUGAGGGGGCUUCUACAGAAUAUGUGGUCUGACGAUGAGGACGAAGUAAAUAACGCACUCAAUGAAAUUGCUGACCUUCACGUGCCAUGGAAACAGCAGAUGCAGUUGAUACAUGCUGAUGCCCUUCAACAAUGAAGAGGUUUUUAAAAUCAGUCGUGAGAAGAAAGUAGACACGGCGGUAGGACGGCACCCACGAGUACCUGUUGGGCAAUCCGUAGACGUUUUAGUGAGUGUAUAAGGAAGAACCAUGGAGUUUAUCUGCAGCUCUGUGCUUAUUUUGUCACUGACUAUUGUUAUUAAAACAAGAACAGUUGAAAAAAUACUCUUGUAAACUCUUGACACAACCUUGUUAGAGGCAGUACUCAUUUUAUGAUUCAUGUUAAGAAAGGUCAUGGUAU
Schistocerca cancellata (South American locust) is the source of this 3350-nucleotide messenger RNA. RefSeq names its product DNA mismatch repair protein Msh3-like. The transcript is spliced from 20 exons. Gene Ontology annotation, biological process: mitotic recombination; mismatch repair. Gene Ontology annotation, molecular function: ATP binding; mismatched DNA binding; ATP-dependent DNA damage sensor activity. NCBI's taxonomy places the organism in Eukaryota, Metazoa, Arthropoda, Insecta, Orthoptera, Acrididae. Gene Ontology annotation, cellular component: nucleus. The coding region runs from base 76 to 3087 and encodes 1003 amino acids. The record is from RefSeq and is a predicted model, not a curated record.